AUGUACUUCACCUGCAUUUCCUUUUAUUUAGGUUGCUGCUGUGGAGCAGAGAAUGUGGAGGCACCUUUUGAAGACGACAUUUCCGUAAGAGUGUCACAGGCAAAGAAUCCCAAGUUAGCUUUGACUUCCCAAAAGAACCACCCCUGUGAGAGUUGUGGACUAGUUUUGAGAAAUAUUUUCCACUUGACUCAUCAGAAGGAAUUACAACACAGGCAGAUACUGUUGAGGUGCGGGGCAUGCGCAAAGCAAUUUUAUUUCAGUGCACAAUUUCACCAGCAGCAGCACUUCAGAGAGAAGCCUUUGAUAAGAGGUGUGAACACUGGAGAAAGGCCUUAUGAGUGCAGUGAAUGUGGGAAAUCAUUUAAUCAGAAAUAUGCCUUUCGUUGUCAUCAGAGAAUUCACACUGGAGAAAAGCCUUAUAAGUGCAGUGAAUGUGGGAAAUCAUUUAGUCAGAAAUAUGCCUUUCAUUGUCAUCAGAGAAUUCACACUGGAGAAAGGCCUUAUAAGUGCAGUGAAUGUGGGAAAUCAUUUAAUCAGAAAUAUAAUUUUGAUUGUCAUCAGAGAAUUCACACUGGAGAAAGGCCUUAUAAGUGCAGUGAAUGUGGAAAAUUAUUCAAUGGGAAAUAUGUCCUUCUUCGUCAUGAGAGAAUUCACAGUGGUGAAGAGCCUUUUGUGUGCAAUGAAUGUGGAAAAUCUUUUAUCUGUAGAAGUGGCCUCCGUUACCAUGAGAUGAGAGUUCACACUGGAGAAAAGGUUUAUGAGUGCAAUGAAUGUGGAAAAUAUUUUACCUGUAGAGGUGGCUUCCGUUACCAUCAAAUGACAGUUCACACUGGAGAAAGGCCUCAUAAGUGCAAAGAAUGUGGGCAAUCUUUUGUCAGUAGUAGUCGCUUACGUUAUCAUCAGAGAUUGCACACUGGAGAAAAGCCUUAUAAGUGCAAUGAAUGUGAGAAAUCUUUUAUCAGUAUUUCUUAUCUUCACUAUCAUCAGAGAUUGCACACUGGAGAAAGGCCUUAUAAGUGCAAUGAAUGUCAGAAAUCUUUUGACACUACCUAUCAACUUCGUUAUCAUCAGAGAGUUCACACUGGAGAAAACCCUUAUGAGUGCAGGGAAUGUGGGACAUCAUUUACUCAGAAAUAUGCCUUCCGUUGUCAUCAGAGAAUUCACACUGGAGAACGUCCUUAUAAGUGCAAUGAAUGUGGGAAAUCAUUUACUCGGAGAAAUGUCCUUCAUAGUCAUGAGAGAGUACACACUGGUGAAAAGCCUUAUGAGUGCAGUGAAUGUGGAAAAUCUUUUACCUAUGGAAGUAGCCUCCGUUACCAUCAGAAGAGUCACACAGGAGAAAGGCCUUAUGAGUGCAAUGAAUGUGGGAAGUCUUUUACCAGUAGUAAUGGUUUCCGUCGUCAUCAGAGAAUUCACACUGGAGAAAGGCCUUAUGAGUGCAAUGAAUGUGGGAAAUCUUUUAUCAGUGCUAGUAGCUUCCGUCGUCAUCAGAGAGUUCACACUGGGGAAAAGCCUUAUGAGUGUGGUGAGUGUGGGAAGUCUUUUACCACCAAAUAUUGCCUUGGUUCUCAUCAGAAAAUUCACACUAGAGAAAGGCCUAAUGACUGUAGUUAAUAUGGGAAAUCUUUUAUCCAAACUUCUAACUCUACUCCCACAGAAGAGUUCACAUUGGAGGAAGGUCUUGAUAUGCAGGAAAUAACAGAUUUUUUUUUUCCAACCGUAACAGUACUAUAAGAAAUUCUAUGAAGCCCUAUUUGUCUGAACUGAAUCUCAUACACUGCAACGUCAAGAGUAGGGAGAUUCACAAUAAAUUGUAGU
Messenger RNA from Eptesicus fuscus (big brown bat), 1818 nucleotides. Its product is annotated as zinc finger protein 17-like. Gene Ontology annotation, molecular function: RNA polymerase II cis-regulatory region sequence-specific DNA binding; DNA-binding transcription factor activity. The transcript has a single exon. Gene Ontology annotation, biological process: regulation of transcription by RNA polymerase II. The record is from RefSeq and is a predicted model, not a curated record. NCBI's taxonomy places the organism in Eukaryota, Metazoa, Chordata, Mammalia, Chiroptera, Vespertilionidae. Bases 1 to 1614 code for a protein of 537 amino acids.